UGAUCGAAACAACACGUGACAUGAGGUAUUGAGAAAUAAAGCUCCCUCCGGGUAUAACAUCGGCCAGUCGUUCAUCCCUUCUUCUGAGUGGCGGUUCAGUGUAAUGAAGAUAAAAUGCAAAUGGGAACUGCCUGCGUUCUGCUCCUGUGGCUGCAGACACUGACCUUCGUGAAAUGUCAGGAAUGCACUCUUCAACAGUUUAAAGAAAGUCCUGACUACGAUUCAAACUUCAACACCACUGGUCUGGAUGAUGUCUAUAGUGCUGGGAAACAAGUGGAGGUUCCCUGCAUCCCUGGUUACUCCGGCUUUUUCAAGCUGGUCUGUGUGGAAGGAAACUGGCAAGCUAGAGGCUCAAAAUGCCAACCGACGUCAUGCGGUCACCCUGGCAACGCCCGGUUCGCUGAUUUCCAUCUAGAGAAUGGAGAUGGUUUUGUCCUUGGCUCAAAGGUUGUGUACACCUGCUACAGAGGCUUUCAAAUGGUCAGUUGGACAAACUACCGUCACUGUGCGGCAGACGGCUGGGAUGGUGUCCUUCCAGUGUGCGAAGUCCAAAAAUGUGCGCUCAUUCAUGUGAACUCUAACGUUGAGGUGAUUGGGGAUAUGACACAAGCAACCUUUGGCAAUGUACUUCGAUUUACUUGCAAGUCCAGCAAUGAAGUCUUAAUUGGACCAUCUGAGAUUUAUUGCAAUGAAAAUGGAGAAUGGAGCGACGUCGUCCCAGAAUGCACAGGGAUAACAUGUGAGACCCCAGAGAUUGAACACGGGAGUGUUCGCGAUGCUCCUCGUGAGUACAGAGAAAAUGAAAUCCUGAAUUUUGAUUGCAACAGUGAUUAUAAACGCGUAGAUAAAAGGCUUCCAAGAUGCACUAAAGUGGGAGGAAAAGCAACAUGGAGCCCUACACCUGGAUGUAAAGUAAUAUCAUGUGAACUGGAAUUGCAGACAGCUGGAGGAACAAUACAUAUUCCUCCCAACCAAAAUUACUUUUUACCUGGGAGCACGUUACAAGUCGUAUGUGGGCAGAGGUACUGGAUCGUGGACCCCCAAACAACCACAGCAGAAGUUAGCUGCAACAGCAAUGGAGAGUGGAACAUCAGGCCAUUCUGCAAAGAGGUUAUAUGCAGCGAUCCACAAGAAUAUGCUGUGGAAAGGUUUGCUGCUGCAUCCUGGGCAGGAAGAAAAUUAGGUGACACUGUUCCAUAUUCAUGUAGACGAGGCUUUGACAAACCAAGCAGCACCACCAUGGCCAUCUGCACCAGAGCUGGAUGGAGACCAAGUCCACUUUGUCAAAGUUAGUCCUGAGGAACUACCCUUCAGCUCAGACCUCCAACUAAUCGAAGCCGGCCAAGCGGCCAUCAACGAGUCUGGUUCAGCUGGAGGUCCAGCCUGUUAGUUUCUUUUUGAAUUUGUACUUUACAAAUAAAAAUGAAAAGAAU
This is a messenger RNA of Cololabis saira (Pacific saury), 1433 nucleotides long. RefSeq names its product complement factor H-like. The record is from RefSeq and is a predicted model, not a curated record. The transcript is spliced from 10 exons. The coding region runs from base 115 to 1293 and encodes 392 amino acids. NCBI's taxonomy places the organism in Eukaryota, Metazoa, Chordata, Actinopteri, Beloniformes, Belonidae.